Molecule: messenger RNA, 2721 nt
Organism: Suillus clintonianus
Lineage: Eukaryota; Fungi; Basidiomycota; Agaricomycetes; Boletales; Suillaceae
Exons: 12
Coding region: 1-2721 (906 amino acids)
Source: RefSeq, a predicted model, not a curated record
AUGUCUCGUGGAGGAGGGUAUCAUAAGCUCAAGGGCCUCUCAAACUCGGUCAUCACACACAAAUUUCGAGGGAGACAGCGCCAAUCGCGUAUUCUGACAGCUGGCCGGCAGCUUCAAUGCAGGGAAGUUACAGAUGCAAGCCGUCAGGCUCAAAUUCAAGUUUUUAUCGCCUGUAACUCUAACCCCCACGUCCCACUCAUGUCAGAGAUGUCCAAUGAGGAUCGCCAUAUGGUGGAGGAUAUGAUGGCUGACUGCGGCAUGGAUAUUGAGACCCUGCCGCUCACGGCACCUCCUGGAGACGAAGGGAUGGAAUUCAGUCAUGCAGGUGGAGAUCGCUAUGUUGACCUCCGCACUCGACAGGACCGCACAGAAAAUCAAACCGAUCAAUGGGACCUUCAGCUAGACCAGCUUGUCGAUGCUUACCUCGACUACCGUUCUCGCGACUCUGGUGAUGGGAUGCCGACAUUCAAAGAUCCGGAACCACCUUUAUGCGAUUCUCCUAGUGUUUCAUUGACUAACAUUGAACUUGUUGAUAUAUUUACACGAAGCCACAGUUCACCUCAAUCACGGCUCUCACACAAAUACCCCAAUGAGACAUUGAUCUAUCAUGGCUACAUCGGGUGCUCACCAAUUUAUCCAACAGUUGCCAUAUCACUGCGCACUCUUGCAGCCUACCGUCAAAUACAUCGAACUUGCCCUCGGUUCAGUGUCCAAGCCCAAGUCAAGAGUCUCUGUUUCCUGCAUGACUCUCCCUAUCGACCAUACCUUUGCGUGCAAUUUUCAGCCGCUUACAAUAUUUAUCUGGAAAUCAUCCACCGUGUGAAUCAGCGCCUUCGCAAGGCGCUGAAACAUGACACACCGCAUUGGCGCAUGCUUAACGCAUGCCCAGCAUGCUUCUACGUGCUGGAGGACGAGCCUGCUCUAGAAUUCGAUUGGCUGGUGUCUAUAGAUGGCAACAAUAGUCUGAAACGGUGGGACUCCGCGAUCUACGGCUCAACCAGGCGUACAGAUUCUCGUAAGGCACGGUCGGACUACUGGCUUGACACUUGUGAUGUAGACAGGUUCAAAGAUGAAGUCAGAACACGACAGAGGGAUUCGGACGAUGACAACUGGACAGAUGAAACCACCGCAAACGAAGGUGCUGGGACAUUCACGGCUAAAUAUCCGCUUGCUAUUAUUGAGAAGCUCCUCGCAGUGUAUGGGAAGAAUGGCGGCUGUGCCUACGACAUCGGAUGCGCCUUUUCGAAGACUUUAACUAACAGUUCCCUGGGAACGCAAGCACGCGAGUUAGAUUUUCGGCUCAUGGUAGGCGCCUUUCACGGACACGCCCAUAACCGCAAAUGCCAGCUAGACUGGCAUCCCAUGACCAUUCUGGGAAUCGGACACACUGAGGGCGAAGGUUGUGAACAUGUAUUCUCGUCAUCAAAUGAGCUUGCUCGCAGUACAAGACAUGCGACCCCAUUCCACCGGCGCCAGACAAUCGAGGAGCACUUCUCGUUCUGGGACGCUGACAAAUAUGCCGCGCUCAGCACGUUUCUUUGGAAUCAUUAUCGAGAGGGAUUAAAAUCGAUUCAGACGCUCACCGCCGAGCUCACAGCCAUCAAGGCCGAGUUAUUUCUUACUGAUGAAGAUUUCCCGCGAUUUCUUGAUGAAGAACGUAAUUACCUUGACAGAUUGAAGCUGCCACCAAUUCGGGAUCAACUCUGCAUACGCUACGUUGAGGUUUUGGACGAACUUGCCGAACGGCGUGCUGAUUGGGAUGUAGCUUGCGAAGUUGGCAACAACGCCCUUACUAAUAUCCCCACUGGAGGCUUAACGCAGAUCAACAGUGCCCUCGCACAAGCUCGUAUUCGAGUUGACUCUUCAUACAUUAAGCUACAGAACGCCGAGGGACUUGUCGCGCAUAUAGAGGCUCAGUUGGCCGUGGACCAGCGGUGGGAGAUUGGUGGACUGGAGUACCAACGUUUCAAGGAAGAAGCGAGCAUGGGCAAGUAUCGCACCGCCUUAGAUGAGCUAGAGCGCCUCGUUGUGAUGAGGCUGUUCGAGCUCUCGAAACUGUCAUUAUCAGGAACCGGGUACAAGCUACGGCAGCAGAUUGGCAAAGCUCUACAACGUCGUUCAGAAGCUAUUCGCAAUGCCAUUAUUCGCUACAACACUCAAGCCGCCGGACUCAACCCACCGCGUCCGAAUAUUUCUUGGAAAGAUAUUGCUGAUUAUGGCUUUCUAGGCGAAUUUGAUCUUCUGCGUCAUUCUCGCGAUGACAUUCGAAGCAGUGAUUGGUCGAAGCCGGCUCGCGAAGAAAUCACUCGUUUAAACGUUGAAGUUCGGCGCCUGCGCACCGCCAUCCAUGAUGAAGAGCUUGGGGUGUCUGACGUCAUGCAGGAACUUCUCGUUUCAGACCCUCACCUGGCCUGCGAGCUACAGCGCCAAUAUCGUUCGCGCCUGGCUAUCAAUGCAGUGCAUUGUUACUGGUUGAGUCGCAUUGAGAAACUCGCAGGUUUUUCGGGAGCCAAAGGUGUUGGCGUCCGCCUUCAGCGCGCUGGUGAAUCUACUCGUGAUGCUGAUCAAGUUGGCCAUCGUGGACAACCGCUGGGGAAUAUUGCGAGUUUCCAGGUCAAUUCUGAAUCCCUCGAGAACACUGACCUUGACGCCAUUGAUCAAGAAGAACAAGAUGCAUUGACGGAAGAGAUGGCUGAUUAUUUACAAUCGAUUGUUGACUGA